Messenger RNA from Camelus dromedarius (Arabian camel), 1742 nucleotides. It is a transcript of the gene ERGIC2, whose product is annotated as ERGIC and golgi 2. Bases 152 to 1285 code for a protein of 377 amino acids. Gene Ontology annotation, biological process: retrograde vesicle-mediated transport, Golgi to endoplasmic reticulum; endoplasmic reticulum to Golgi vesicle-mediated transport. The record is from RefSeq and is a predicted model, not a curated record. The transcript has 14 exons. Lineage: Eukaryota; Metazoa; Chordata; Mammalia; Artiodactyla; Camelidae. Gene Ontology annotation, cellular component: membrane; endoplasmic reticulum; COPII-coated ER to Golgi transport vesicle.
GACGUUUUCAGCAGUGGUAGUUGCCUUGGUUCUCGCGAUAUUUCCGGGUAAACGGGAGCCCGGGCGACCCGGGCUUCUGUGAAACAUGGCGGUCGGCUGGGACCGUAACACAAGCAUGACUAUAUGAAAGAAGAGGGGGGUUUUCCUGAAGAUGAGGCGACUGAACCGGAAAAAAACCUUAAGUUUGGUGAGAGAGUUGGACGCCUUUCCGAAGGUUCCUGACAGCUAUGUCGAGACCUCAGCCAGCGGGGGUACAGUUUCUCUAAUAGCAUUUACCACUAUGGCUUUAUUAACUAUAAUGGAAUUUUCAGUAUAUCAAGAUACAUGGAUGAAGUAUGAAUAUGAAGUAGACAAGGAUUUUUCUAGCAAAUUGAGAAUCAAUAUAGAUAUUACUGUUGCCAUGAAGUGUCAGUAUGUGGGAGCUGAUGUAUUGGAUUUAGCAGAAACAAUGGUUGCGUCUGCAGAUGGUCUAGUUUAUGAGCCAGCAAUAUUUGAUCUUUCACCACAGCAAAAAGAAUGGCAAAGGAUGCUUCAGCUGAUUCAGAGUAGACUGCAAGAAGAGCAUUCACUUCAAGAUGUGAUAUUUAAAAGUGCUUUUAAAAGUGCGUCAACAGCACUUCCACCAAGGGAAGAUGACUCAUCACAGCCGCCCGAUGCGUGCAGAAUUCACGGUCACCUAUAUGUCAAUAAAGUAGCAGGGAAUUUUCACAUAACUGUGGGCAAGGCAAUUCCACAUCCCCGAGGUCAUGCACACUUGGCAGCACUUGUCAACCAUGACUCUUACAACUUUUCUCACAGAAUAGAUCAUUUGUCUUUUGGAGAGCCUGUUCCAGGAAUUAUUAAUCCUUUAGAUGGAACUGAAAAAAUUGCAUUAGAUCACAACCAGAUGUUCCAGUAUUUUAUUACAGUUGUGCCAACAAGACUAAAUACGUAUAAAAUUUCAGCAGACACCCACCAGUUUUCUGUGACAGAAAGGGAACGCGUCAUUAACCAUGCUGCAGGCAGCCAUGGAGUGUCUGGGAUUUUUAUGAAAUAUGAUCUCAGUUCUCUUAUGGUGACAGUCACCGAGGAGCACAUGCCAUUCUGGCAGUUUUUUGUAAGACUCUGUGGUAUUGUUGGAGGAAUCUUUUCAACAACAGGCAUGUUACAUGGAAUUGGAAAAUUUAUAGUUGAAAUAAUUUACUGUCGUUUCAGACUUGGAGCUUACAAACCCGUCAAUUCUGUCCCCUUUGAAGACGGCCACACAGACAACCACUUACCUCUUUUAGAAAACAAUACACAUUAGCACCUCCCAAGUGAAGGAGAAGAACUUUUUGCCUGAGACAUGAAACCUUUUUUAAUAAUAAAAUAUUGUGCAAUAUAUUCAAAGAAAAAAAAAUAUGACUGAGAAACAGGAAUCACACCUAGAAAAAAAAAAAAAGAAAAACAAGAAAAACAAACCCAAACUGAAAUCCUAUAUAUGUUGUGUCUGUUACAAAUGUCCUAGAAGAAAUUAUGCAGCUAAUCUAAUCACUGAAUAAGCCCAACUGGAGUAUUGCUUCGAAGAUGGCCCCCGUCUGACACUGUCAUAGCAGGUGGGCAGUGCUGAAAUCAGACCUCGCUUCUUGAUGACAAAGAGCCUGAAGGAAAGAAGUCAAACCACAUCUGCAGAAAAAGGCAUUGAUAAGUGCAAAUGUUUGCAUCUCUUUGUUUUUAAAAGAUACGAUGUCAGAAUAAAAAUAUGUAAAACAUAUGGAAAACUA